Molecule: messenger RNA, 2884 nt
Organism: Glycine soja
Lineage: Eukaryota; Viridiplantae; Streptophyta; Magnoliopsida; Fabales; Fabaceae
Exons: 13
Coding region: 160-2730 (856 amino acids)
Biological process (GO): L-arabinose metabolic process
Molecular function (GO): alpha-L-arabinofuranosidase activity
Source: RefSeq, a predicted model, not a curated record
UCCAUCUUUCUUUCCUACCACUAUUCAUGCCGAGAGCAAAAAUAGCAGAUGAAUAUCAUGGCUGCACUCCAAUCUCUUUUGUUUUCCAGAGUCUAUAUAUAUCCCCUCACUUGACUUUGUUGUGUUAACAAUUCCCCUCGUUUCGCAAGUCCAAGGAGAAUGGAAGCUUUUGUGUUUGUGUUUGUGGUCCUUGUGUUGUGUGGUUGUGCUGCUGGUAAGGAGUGCACAAACAUUCCUACACAAUCACACACGCUAAGGUACCAGCUAUUGACAUCCAAGAAUGGAAGAUUGGAGGAAAAGGCCAUGUCUCACUUUCAUUUGACGCCUACAGAUGAAUCUGAAUGGGCAGAUUUGCUGCCGAGGAAAUUAUUGACAGAACAACAUCAACACGAUUGGGCGGUUAUGUAUAAGAAUAUUAAGAACAUGGGUGUGUUCAAGUCACCUGAAGGCUUUCUCAAAGAAGUUCCUCUUCAGGAUGUGAGGUUGCAUGAGGAUUCCAUCCAUGGUAUAGCACAACAGACAAAUUUGGAGUAUCUUUUGAUGUUGGAUGUGGACAGCUUGAUUUGGAGCUUUAGGAAGACGGCUGGUCUAUCCACACCUGGGACUCCUUAUGGAGGGUGGGAAGCUCCAGACGUUGAGCUCCGGGGUCAUUUUGUUGGGCAUUACUUGAGUGCAUCAGCUCUAAUGUGGGCCAUCACACAGAAUGAUACCCUGAAACAGAAAAUGUCAUACCUCGUUGCUGGUCUGUCUGACUGUCAGAAGAAAAUUGGAACUGGAUAUCUAUCUGCCUUUCCAUCUGAGUUGUUUGAUCGAUUUGAAGCUAUUCAAGAAGUUUGGGCUCCAUACUAUACCAUUCACAAGAUCUUGGCCGGCCUCUUGGACCAACAUACUUUUGCUGGAAACCCUCAAGCUCUAAAAAUGGUAACAUGGAUGGUUGAUUACUUCUACAACAGAGUCCAGACUGUAAUAACAAAGUACACUUUAAAUAGGCACUAUGAAUCACUGAAUGAGGAAACUGGAGGAAUGAAUGACGUCCUUUAUAAGUUAUACAUCAUAACGGGAGAUUCUAAGCAUCUAUUGUUGGCUCACCUUUUUGAUAAGCCAUGCUUUUUAGGGUUGCUUGCAGUGCAGGCUAAUGACAUAGCUGAUUUUCAUGCUAAUACACAUAUCCCAGUUGUUGUUGGAUCUCAAAUGCGGUAUGAAAUCACAGGCGAUCCACUUUAUCAGCAAAUUGGGACAUUCUUUAUGGACCUCGUAAACUCUUCUCACAGUUAUGCAACUGGAGGGACAUCAGUCAGCGAGUUCUGGAGUGAUCCAAAGAGAAUGGCAGAUACCUUAAAAACGACAGAGAAUGAAGAAUCAUGCACAACUUAUAAUAUGUUGAAGGUUUCGCGCCACCUGUUUAAAUGGACCAAAGAAGUCUCUUAUGCAGACUAUUACGAACGUGCCUUGACCAAUGGUGUGCUCAGCAUUCAAAGAGGAACCGAUCCUGGAGUGAUGAUUUAUAUGCUUCCACUAGGUCUUGGGGUUUCCAAGGCUAAAACUUACCAUAGUUGGGGAACACCAUUUGACUCUUUCUGGUGCUGCUAUGGAACGGGAAUUGAAUCGUUCUCAAAGCUGGGAGAUUCUAUCUAUUUUGAAGAGGAAGGCAAAGAUCCUACACUUUACAUCAUUCAGUACAUAUCAAGCUCGUUUAAUUGGAAAUCUGGCAAAGUUUUGCUCAAUCAGACAGUUGAUCCAGUUGCUUCAUGGGAUCCUUACCUACGAGUGGCAUUUACGUUUUCUCCAUUUGAGAAUACUUUGACUACAAACUCUACAUUGAACUUUCGACUCCCAACUUGGACUCAUCUGGAUGGUGCCAAGGGGAUAUUAAAUGCUGAAACUUUAUCUCUACCAAGUCCAGGAAAUUAUUUAUCAAUCACAAGACAAUGGAGUGGUAGUGACAAGCUGACCCUUCAGCUGCCCCUUACCGUAAGGACAGAGGCCAUAAAAGAUGACAGGCCAGAAUAUGCCUCUGUUCAAGCAAUUCUUUAUGGUCCUUAUCUUCUUGCGGGUCAUACAACUGGUGUUGAUUGGGAUCUUAAAGCUGGGGCUAACAAUUCAGACUGGAUUACUCCUAUUCCUGCCAGUUACAAUAGUCAACUAGUUUCUUUUUCUCAAGACUUUGAAAAUUCAACUUUUAUUUUGGCAAAUUCAAAUCAAUCACUUGCAAUGCAAAAAUUGCCUCUAUCUGGCACUGAUUUGGCUCUUCAGGCAACCUUUAGGCUUGUUGUCCUAAAUGAAUCUUCCUCAAAGUUUUCAACAUUGGCAGAUGCUAAUGGUAAAUCAGUGAUGUUAGAACCAUUUGAUUUUCCUGGAAUGAAUGUGGUUAACCAAGGAGCAGACAAACCUCUUCUCAUCAUAGAUUCAUCCCAUGGCGGGACAUCUUCUGUUUUUCUUGUAGUUCCGGGACUGGAUGGACGAAAUGAAACCAUAUCUUUAGAAUCCCAGAGCUACAAUGGCUGUUAUGUGUAUAGUGGUAUGAGCUCUAUUGCAGGAGUGAAGCUCAGUUGCAAAUCUGGUUCUGAUGCUAGUUUUAACCAAGCAACAAGCUUUGUUGCUCAAAAAGGAUUGAGCCAAUACAAUCCUAUCAGUUUUGUGGCUAAAGGGGCAAACAGGAAUUUUCUUUUGGAGCCACUAUUCUCAUUCAGAGAUGAGCAUUAUACUGUUUAUUUCAACAUUCAAGGUUGAUACAAGUUUUUCUUUUCCCUUUGAAAUAAACAGUACAAUAAGUUUUGUAUAUAAAGGUUCAAGCUUAUUCAAUUACAGAAAGAUAAUUGAUGAAUAUCUUCCUGUGUUAUUAAAUGAUGAGACAACACAUUCUCUAAUACACUCUUUUGAUAAA